Molecule: messenger RNA, 216 nt
Organism: Laetiporus sulphureus 93-53
Lineage: Eukaryota; Fungi; Basidiomycota; Agaricomycetes; Polyporales; Laetiporaceae
Exons: 2
Coding region: 1-216 (71 amino acids)
Source: RefSeq, a predicted model, not a curated record
AUGUACUUCUUCGUAGAAAUCAGCACGACGGCGUUCGUACUUGCACUUUCGUGGUUCACGAACAUCGCCGCGGGACAUACGAAGAAGGUUACGGUGAAGGCCAUCAUGCUUAUCGCGUACUGCGUCGGCAACGCUGCUGGACCUUUCAUGUGGGAGGCCAAGUACACUCCUCGGAACCACAUUCCACGGACUAUCAUCGGGAUCUGCUACGUCUAG